Messenger RNA from Neoarthrinium moseri, 2124 nucleotides. RefSeq lists its product as uncharacterized. The transcript is spliced from 3 exons. Bases 1 to 2124 code for a protein of 707 amino acids. Lineage: Eukaryota; Fungi; Ascomycota; Sordariomycetes; Amphisphaeriales; Apiosporaceae. Gene Ontology annotation, biological process: long-chain fatty acid metabolic process. The record is from RefSeq and is a predicted model, not a curated record. Gene Ontology annotation, molecular function: long-chain fatty acid-CoA ligase activity. Gene Ontology annotation, cellular component: membrane; endoplasmic reticulum.
AUGGCUUUGGGUCCCAACACCGAGGCCAAGGCCUACUUGACACAGCUCAGCGUCCCACCGCCUCCCGGCUCGCCCUAUGCUGUGCCGUUGCCGGGCUCUGAGCGCGAGGGCCGCAGUCCAGUCUACCGCCAUUGGCGCUUCAAGGACAGUCCGCUGCUGGAGACCUGGGACCAGGGAAUCCACACAUUCCACGACCUGUUCCAGGACUCUGUGAAGCGGUUCCCGAACAAUAGGUGCCUGGGCACUCGCCACUGGAAUGCGGCCACCAAGAGCUGGGACAACAAGUACACAUGGCAGACGUAUGCUCAAGUCGCGGAGCGCACCAAGAACUUUGGCUCUGGUAUCCUCGAACUUCACCGUAGAGUGGGCGUCACAGCCGACAAGUUCGGCGUCGGCCUCUGGUGCCAGAACCGAGCUGAAUGGCAAAUCACUGACAUCGCGCUCAGCUCCCAGACUCUCUAUACUGUAUCUCUAUACGAGACGCUAGGACCCGACACCUCCGAGUUCAUCAUCAAGCACUCCGAGCUCGCUUGCAUCGUGACUUCGUUGCCUCACAUCCCAACUUUGCUCGCAAUCGCGCCUCGACUCCCAGAUCUGAAGUUGAUCAUCUGUGCAGACAGCUUGGAUGCCGGAGAGCAAGAGGGGUACUCCAAGCUGGCACUAUUGAAUGGCCUCGCCAACAAGCAUGGAGUUCAAAUCUGGUCGAUGGACGGCGUUGAGGAACUCGGAAAGAAGGUUGCGCACCCUUACCGCGCGCCUCGCCCCGAGGAUGUUCUCACCAUCAACUACACGUCAGGCACCACAGGCGAUCCCAAGGGCGUCGUUCUGACCCACCGGAACUGUAUUGCGGCUGUGACCAGCUCUCGUACUUCCGGCAACAUGAGCCACAAGGACUCGUCCAUGUCAUACUUGCCCCUCGCACAUAUCUACGGGCGCAUGGUUGACCAGACCUCACUCGCUGAAGGUGCCGCAGUAGGCUUCUUCCACGGCAACAUACUCGAGCUUGUUGACGACUUGAAAAUUUUGAAGCCGUCCGGUUUCAUCUCUGUUCCUCGACUCUACAACAGGUUCGCCCAAGGCAUCAAGGCCCAGACUAUUGAAGCGGAAGGUUUCAAGGGCGCUCUCUCACGCAGAGUAGUCGAGGCCAAGAAGGCGAGCAUGAAGUUGCCGCUUGGCAAGGCCCACAACCAGCACCUGAUUUACGACCGCAUCUGGACCCCCAAGGUCCUGGCCGCCGUGGGUCUCGAGCGUUGUCACUCCAUGGUCAGUGGCAGUGCGCCGCUCGACCCUGCCGUCCAUGAGUUCCUGCGUGCCGCUUUCGGCAACUUCUUCACCCAGGGCUACGGCUUGACCGAGUCGUACGCUGUUGCUUCCUAUCAGCUCAGAGGUGACUUCACCACCGGCAACAUCGGCCCACCGGCGCCUGGCAACGAGGUUUGCCUCGAGUCCCAGCCUGAACUUGAUUACUUGGUGACGGACAAGCCUCACCCCCGUGGAGAGCUCCUGCUCAGAGGCCCCACCAUUUUCCGCGAGUACUAUAAGAACCCGGAAGAGACAGCCAAGGCGCUCGAUGCAGAUGGCUGGUUCCACACCGGCGAUGUUGCCGAGAUUGACGAGAUGGGACGUAUCAAGAUCAUUGAUCGUAAGAAGAACGUCCUCAAGCUGGCGCAGGGAGAGUACAUCUCCCCUGAGCGGCUCGAGAACGUCUUGAUGGGCAACUCUAACCUUAUCGCUUCGGCGUAUGUCCACGGCGACGGAACACAGUCACACCUGGUUGGUGUCUUUGGUAUCGACCCCGUCAACUUCGCACCAUUUGCCAGCAAGACGCUGAAGAAGACGGUUGCGGCGGAUGACCUGGCGGCUGUCAAGGUAGCCGCCAAGGAUCAGAGGGUGGUCAAGGCGUUUAUCAAGCACCUGGACGACAUUGGCCGUAAGAACAAGUUCAACGGCUACGAGCGUGUCAAGAAUGCGCUGCUGGAGAUUGAGCCUUUCACCAUUGAGAACGAGCUCUUGACGCACACCCUGAAGCUUAAGAGACCUCAAACCGCUAAGCGGUUCCGGGGUGAAAUCGACCGCAUGUAUGCUGAGGUCAACGCAGAGAACCCGAUCAAGGCGAACCUGUAG